AGGUGUGGCGUUGGCCGCGGGGCCUGCCGGGAGGUGUGGCGGUUGCAGCGGGAGGGCGCUGGGCGGUUGUUGAGAAUGGCGGCGGUGAGUGGUGCGUUGUCGGAGCUGUCUGAAAACUUUAACAGUUCAUUGUGCCGAAAAUGUUCUGGUUUGGAGCGUGCGGCUGCUGCCGCCAAGUGGGUCCGUCUGAAUGUCGGUGGCACCCGGUUCCUGAGCACCCGCCAGACCCUCUGCCGCGAUCCUAAGUCAUUCCUGUAUCGACUGUGCCAAGCCGACCCCGACCUGGAUUCCGACAAGGAUGAGACUGGUGCCUAUCUCAUUGACCGAGAUCCUACCUAUUUUGGACCUGUGCUUAAUUACCUGCGACAUGGGAAGCUGGUUAUUAAUAAAGAUUUAGCAGAGGAAGGUGUGCUGGAGGAAGCAGAAUUUUACAACAUUACAUCACUAAUAAAGUUAGUGAAAGACAGAAUAAGAGAGAGAGACACCAAAACAUCACCGAUUCCAAUGAAGCAUGUCUAUAGAGUAUUGCAGUGCCAGGAAGAGGAGCUCACCCAGAUGGUGUCUACAAUGUCUGAUGGCUGGAAGUUUGAACAGCUGGUCAGUAUAGGUUCCCCGUAUGGCUAUGGGCGGGAUCAUCAAUCAGAGUUUCUGCUGAUUGUGUCGCGGGAAGUGAAGGGGGAGGAGACCAGUUUCCACAACAGCAGCAGCGAGUUAGUCAGUAUUGGCUCUUCCUAUAACUAUGGAAAUGAAGACCAGGCUGAAUUUCUUUGUGUUGUCUCCAGGGAGUUGCAUAAUGCUCCAUAUGGCACAAACACGGAACCCAGCGAAAAAGCCAAGAGCGAAGAUGAAGAAACGGAUUGCGAAAUGAAUGACUCAGAUUAAUUUGAAAUAAAAUGUACUGAUUCUUCAAGAGCGAGGAUCACGGAUGUGAUGUCAGUUCUGUAUUGGCCUAUCAAGAAAUUUUAAGUUAUUUUACUUUCUAGGGAAAUGCAAGAGGGAUCAGCCAUGGUGUUGUUCGAAAUCCGGUCUCUGACGUGAACAUUUCUUGCAAUAACUUUGAACCUUGAUCUCCCUCUCUGCUUCCACUGUACAAAGACUGAGUUUUCUUACUGACGAACAUUUCAAGAGUUUAGAAACCUUGAUGCAUCAUAAAGACAUCUGUAUAUCAAAGCAUGUCUAGCUAGGGGCAACAGUAUCACCUCAGUGAUGGAGUACAACUGGCCAACAGCCUACUCUGGCACUGUAUUUUGCUCUUUGGAUUAAACCAAUAAGUACCAAUUUGUAAAAGAAUUUGGCUAAAACAAUUAAUAUUUUGCAAAAAAGCCUGGAACCUGAAGUGAGCGUAACGCUGAGGUGACAGUUUAUUGAUUACGGAGUAAAGGCUGUGUCAUAUUCAACAGAUGCGCUUCCACUUGGCUUUGAUUAAGUUAAUUUCUUCAAAUGGUAUGUAGGCAGCAGGAGGAAGCACACCCAGUGGCUAGAUAAUUACCUCUCACUGUACUUCAGAAUCAGCUGCUUCAGUUUGGUAGAUGUUCUGUGGAUGCUGAAGAAGGACCUAGGCAGUUCCAACUUACAUUUGGUGUUUUAUUAAGCAAAUUAACCAUUGGUGUCUGCUGAAAGCAGUUUGUAUUGAAGAUCAUUGGGAAAACAUACAAGGAACUGUCAAAUUCUGACAAUAUUUUUAAACUGUUUGCAUGGUGUAAUACUUUUUAUUUUAAUAAUUGCUGUUUUCAACACCUGAGAAAUGGUUUGUAUGCUUUUGGAUUCCCACACGUAUAUAUUUUUAGGGUGCUUGUGUUUUAUUAAAGAACUAUAGUUCAAACUGUUAAAUCUUUCCAGUACGUUUUAUGGAAACAUUGCUGAAGCCAACGCUUGGACUUGUUGCAGCUUUAGCUGAUUUCAGAACAACAUUUCAUCAAUGUGUUCAUUUCCCAUUGUUGUAACUACUGAUAUCUAUUUCUCUUCUUGGUAUAUUUCACUUGUUUCUUCAGGGAUAUUGUCUGUGUUUGGCUAUUUAAACAAAAAUCACCUCAAUGAAACAAUUUAGCUGGAAGACUGUUUAAAUUGAGCUGUUUAUGCUGAAUAGGAAACUCCUUUUCCCAAUUCAGUCGGAGAGUUUAAGGGUUCUGAAUCUCUCUCCUUUCAUAAAAGUCAAUUUUUCUUUCUCUUUUGGUCUUUUAAUCAUACAUGGAAAAUAUCUAUGGUGUCUUAAUAUUCACACCCUUUGUAAAGCCUAAUGCCUUGACCCUUAACAUAUCUUCAACUAGGGUGACAGUAUGGGCCCUGCAAGUAAUCCCCACAUUCCUGAUUAAGGGAUGUGGAAUCAGUCAAAAUUUCUCCAAUGAUGCACUAUCCAUUGACUCCAGCUGGAAUGUACAUGAAUGGGAAACAGAAAUGAGAACAGGUUUUAUUUCAGCUGUAACCACAUUUCAUCGUGCAAUUGUCUCCUUUCGCACUCUGCCUGUAAACUUAGAAAAUAAAAUUAGAUGUCUGGGUGUCAGUGAUUGGUAUCUAUGGAGUCUAGCAACCAAAAUAAUAGUGAAGCUCCCCCGCUUUGUACUUGUAUGGGCUGAACCAACAGCGUUUAUGUUCAUCCCCACACAGAAUUUCCCAUGUUUACACAGAUCCACACACCAGUUCUUCAACAGUUUGCAUAGCCCAAUACACUGUCAUCCUUGUGUUUAUCCAGUCUUUCACCCUAUUUCAUCUUGUGUUUACGCCAGUCCUUGCACUGCUUUUCAUUGUUGAAGCAACACAGUCCCAUGUACUUCCCUUGUAUUUACACAGUCCACAGAAUACCUUCCUCUGUAUUUACAUGGACCUAUGCAUUGACUUUCCCUUGCACUUGUACAGGCCCAUGCAAUUUUCACUUAUGCUUACGUAGUCUGCUGUUAUAAACAUGAAGGCUAGGGGAAUUAAAUAUAUUUAAAAUUACAUUGAACAGAACAAGAUUGAAAACUGACAUUAUUUCAUUGUUAAUAAAGAUUCCAUUUGGGAGAUUUAGAACAAAUAUCAAGAAAAACUGAGUUGAGGCUGUAGAAUUCACUUUGAGAAUUAGUGGUUACUGUCAAAUAUUUCAGAAUAACUUAGAUUGAGAGAUGGGGAAGGGGAAUAUAGAGAAAGGUGAGUAAAUGUGGUUACUUCCAUAUGAGCAAAAGGUCACUUGCAUAUUUGCUGGAUUGAACAGUCUGAUUGUGUUGUAAGUUUAAUGUAUUUCUGUACAUGUUUGUAGUUGGUGUAUAAACGGUUAACAUCAUUGUUCUGAUUUGUUUGAUGUAGGAGAAAGAAAUUUAAUAAUAUUGAAUGUAUAGCUUCUAAACUUUCCUUUGACUAGUCUACAACUGACCCAUACAGCCACCCCAGUUUUGUCACCUGAACUGCACAAAUGUUAACAAGUCCGAGCCAGGAAGGCAUUUGUGGGCCAAAUUAGCCUAAAAAUGUGUCUCCUGGAGUUCCUGUUUCUGACCAUCGUCGAUUGGCGUGCUUAUGUCAAACUUGCCAACACUUGUAGGUGAAGACAGGCCAUUGGGAUGAGAUGUUUGUCUGAUACCUUUGAAAUUGGACAUCAGCAUGUGGUUAAUGCCAUCAGUACAUCAGAACAGAAAAAUUAUGUCUUAGUGGUUACACUUUGGGUCAAAGCCACGAGCAGCACAACAUCUGAUCACUAAGUAGUCCAGAAAUAGAGGCAAUGAGACAAUCUUUUAAGGUCUGUACUUAUGUUCUAGGAGAGUCUGGUCCUUAUGACAAUUAUAAGAAGUUAAUUUUGGGAAUUUAUUCCACACAAAUUUGUCAAAGCAUGCUUAUUUAGAUUCCUGAGAGAAGGUUUUGGGAAGUGUUGUCAAUUGAGCUUUGUAUUUCUGUUCAUUCUUCCAAAACUUAUUCAAUUUUUUCUGUGAUAAAUCUGCAAAACCUGAAAGUUGUUUUUUGUAAAUUGUUGCGUUGGUGAACACAAUAAAAGCCAGUCCCCCCCCUCAA
Molecule: messenger RNA, 3975 nt
Organism: Stegostoma tigrinum
Lineage: Eukaryota; Metazoa; Chordata; Chondrichthyes; Orectolobiformes; Stegostomatidae
Product: BTB/POZ domain-containing protein KCTD5-like
Exons: 8
Coding region: 76-882 (268 amino acids)
Biological process (GO): protein homooligomerization; proteasome-mediated ubiquitin-dependent protein catabolic process
Cellular component (GO): cytoplasm; Cul3-RING ubiquitin ligase complex
Molecular function (GO): cullin family protein binding
Source: RefSeq, a predicted model, not a curated record